AUGCGUCUACCUCGCAACGCAAACGCCCAACCGCCCCCAAUGUGUCCACGAUGUCAGUGGACAUUCCAGACGCCAGUUGGACUUGUUAAACACCUUCGGACCAACUGCAGCACUCGGACUACGCCAACCGUCGUCUCUUCGUUCACCUCUCCCUCGCCUACUACGAAAUCAACUAACUCUGUUCGCUCUCCCGAACCACCACUUCCAUCCUCCUCCUCCUCCUCCUCCUCCUCCUCCUCCUCCUCCUUCUCCUCCUCCUCCUCCUCAUCCUCCCCUACCGCUUCAACGUCUGUCGUUGUGGCGUCUGCCACGCACAUCAAAAUGACACGCAAUGCUGACAUACCAAUAAACGCCAACACCAUCACCGUCGACUAG
Molecule: messenger RNA, 375 nt
Organism: Spirometra erinaceieuropaei
Lineage: Eukaryota; Metazoa; Platyhelminthes; Cestoda; Diphyllobothriidea; Diphyllobothriidae
Source: the annotation of a GenBank genome assembly